Messenger RNA from Saprolegnia parasitica CBS 223.65, 804 nucleotides. RefSeq lists its product as hypothetical. The transcript has 2 exons. NCBI's taxonomy places the organism in Eukaryota, Oomycota, Saprolegniomycetes, Saprolegniales, Saprolegniaceae. The record is from RefSeq and is a predicted model, not a curated record. The coding region runs from base 1 to 804 and encodes 267 amino acids.
AUGCGCUCUCUACUCACAGGGUCGUCAGCCUCGCUCGACGAAGACUACUCCGGCUACUCGGACGACAAGACCGUGCUCGGCCGCGGACUCCUCUCCGACAGCGUCACGCCGACGUCGUACUACCAAAGUUCGCGCCACCUCAAGAUGCUCGCCGUCACGGUGCUCAUUGUUUGCGUCGGGCUCGUACCCUUUGUGGCCUGGCCAUCGCGGGUCGAGCUGAGCUCGCCGCCACCAAGCCUACGCUCCGAGCUCUCGUCGCCGGCCAACCAAGGUCUCUCGGCCGUGACCUCCGCACCGCUCGACGAAGUCAAGCCUCAGACGGUCGCCGCCACAGCUACGACCACAACACGAGAACCUGAUCAUUCGGAGACGUAUGCGCCGCCGACAACUGCGCCCUCGACGACCCACGUCGUCGUCGCGACCGUUGCCCCGAAAGCGCCAGUGAGUACGCAGACGACGCACUUGGUACACCACGGCAAGCCGUACCCGGACGAGUGCGCUGCUGAAGUGAGCGCGUUGCAUCCUGGCGACCACUUUGUGCUCGAGCAUGCGUCCGAGGCAUGCAAAGCUGCCCCCUCGAAAUCGACGGGUGAAGAGGAGACUGCGACCGUUCAGGAGGAGGCAGAGACCGCGCACGUUGGCUCGGCGGCGUCGCACAACGCGUCGACGAAGGACGUUAAGUUUGACGCUGAAGAGAUGGCGAAGAAGCUCCAAGCCAUGGAGCAUGAAAUGGAGCUGCUUCGCCUGCGUCUUGCCGACGACGAAGCCGCCAUUGCCGCCGAGUCACCGGCGACGAUUCCGUAA